Messenger RNA from Penicillium subrubescens, 1512 nucleotides. Its product is annotated as glycoside hydrolase family 71 protein. Gene Ontology annotation, molecular function: glucan endo-1,3-alpha-glucosidase activity. The transcript is spliced from 4 exons. Gene Ontology annotation, biological process: mating projection tip cell wall disassembly. The record is from RefSeq and is a predicted model, not a curated record. Bases 1 to 1512 code for a protein of 503 amino acids. NCBI's taxonomy places the organism in Eukaryota, Fungi, Ascomycota, Eurotiomycetes, Eurotiales, Aspergillaceae.
AUGCUCCGAGAGCUGCUCACACUAGCCCUAGUCGGGCUCAUGAUGCCUCUCUCUUGGGCAUGUCCGACGCCCACGUCCUCCGCUACGAGUGUGCCAUCCUCGACGCCUACGUCUGCCCAAGGAACGGAUAGACUGGUCUUUUGUCACUUUAUGAUCGGAAUCACCAGUAAUCGCAAUAGCGCCAACGACUACGACGAUGAUAUGCAACGCGCCAAAGAAGCAGGCAUAGACGCCUUUGCCCUCAACAUCGGCACAGACCCCUACACCGACACCCAGCUGAACUUCGCCUACGAAUCCGCCGCCAGAAACGGAAUGCAAGUCUUCAUCUCCUUCGACUUUAACUGGUGGAACGUCGGCCAGGGCUGGGCCGUCGGCGACAAGGUCAGACAGUAUGCGGGCCGACCUGCGCAACUCAAGGUCGAUGGCAAGGUGUUUGUAUCCUCGUUUGCUGGUGAUAACGUCGAUGUGAACGCUAUGAGGUCGGCUGCUGGUCAGGAUCUUUUCUUCGCGCCGAACUUCCAUCCCGGUCAGGGCAAUUUUGAUGCGAUUCAGGGCGCGUUGAAUUGGAUGGCGUGGCCGAAUAAUGGGAAUAAUAAGGCACCGACGCCGGGGCAGAAUGUUUCUGUUGCGCAGGGGGAUGAGGCUUAUAAUAAGGCUUUGAACGGGAAGCCUUAUGUUGCGCCUGUUUCGCCGUGGUUCUCAACUCAUUUUGGAAGUGAAGUGCCGUAUAGCAAGAAUUGGGUCUUUCCUUCGGACUUGCUGUGGUAUGAUCGCUGGCGAGAGAUUCUGGCUCUUGGUCCUCGCUUCGUGGAGAUUGUCACUUGGAAUGACUAUGGCGAGUCACAUUACGUUGGACCGCUGUCGUCUCCGCAUACAGAUGACGGAGCAUCGAAGUGGGUGAUGGACAUGCCACACAACGGCUGGCUAGAAAUGGCCAAACCCUUCAUCGCCGCCUAUAAAGCCGGCGUCACCGUCGCCCUCCCCUACAUCCAAGAAGAAAAACUAGUCUACUGGUACCGCCCCACGAAAAAAGACCUCAACUGCGACGCCACCGACACCACAAUGGAAGGCAACCCCAACAACAGCAGCGGCAACUUCUUCGCGGGCCGACCAAACGGAUACGAAACCAUGAGCGACGAAGUCUUCGUAGUCUCCCUCCUCAAAUCCCCUGCUCGCGUGACCGUCCAUUCAGGCGAUCAAUCCGCAACCUUCGACGCACCGGCCGGCAUCAGUGCGCACCGGGCCCCAAUGGGCGUGGGCAAGCAGCAGUUCGCCGUCUCCCGAAAUGGGCAGGAUAUCCUGUCCGGAACCAGUUUGAAGGAUAUCGUGGACUCGUGCAUCUGCGGGAUCUACAAUUUUAAUGCGUAUGUGGGGACGCUCCCGGCGCCAGCCACGAUUGACCGGCUCCAGCCGGCGGGGCGGGCGAUGUUGUACCAGGGAUUGAGGGCGUCGUGUCCGACGAAUACGUUGGGUGUGGGGAUGAGUAGUGCGACUGGUGCUGCUAGGGUGUAG